UGCGCGCUUCCGGAGCGUCCCCCCGCGCGCCGGCCGCGGUGGUGCGGCCCAAGGCGGAAGCGGCGCCGGCGCGGAGCGCGCGGAGCCCGCGGAGCCGCAGCCAUGGCUGCCGGGGUUCCCUGCGCGCUGGUCACCAGCUGCUCCGCCACCUUCACCGGGGAUCAGCUGGUGCAACAUAUCCUGGGCACAGAAGAUGUUGCUGUGGAAGCAGCUUCCAGCAACGCUGUGCGGUUUUACCCCUGGACCAUCGACAACAAGUACUAUUCGGCAGAGGUGAACCUGUGUGUGGUGCCCAGCAAGCUCCUGGUCACUGCUGAGAUCGCAGAGGCCGUCCAGGCGUUUGUGCUGUAUUUUGACAGCACGCAGAAAUCGGGUCUUGACAGUGUCUCCUCAUGGCUUCCUCUGGUAGAAGCAUGGUUACCUGAGGUGAUGAUCCUAGUCUGCGACAGAGUGUGUGAAGAUGGGAUAAACCGACAAAAGGCUCAAGAGUGGUGCAUCAAACAUGGCUUUGAGCUGGUGGAGCUGAACCCAGAGGAGCUUCCUGAGGAGGAUGAUGACUUCCCUGAAUCUGUGGGCGUAAAAAGGAUUGUACAAGCGCUGAAUGCCAAUGUCUGGUCCAAUGUUGUGAUGAAGAAUGACAGGAGCCAGGGCCUCAGCCUCCUCACCUCGCUGGCGGGAGCAAGCCGCAGCCUCGGAGCAGCAGAGAGCUGUCACUCUGAGCAGCAGGUGCCGUUGGCAGCAGCUGAGAGGCCAGAGUCCCUUCCCAGCCAUCGCAGUGGUGCAUGUGGCUCAGCUGGCGCACAGGUGGACAGCAUUGUGGAUCCUAUGUUAGACCUGGAUAUUCAAGAGCUAGCCAGUCUUACCACCGGAGGGGGAGAUCUGGAGAACUUUGAGAGACUCUUUUCAAAGCUAAAGGAAAUGAAAGACAAGGCCGCGACGCUGCCUCACGAGCAAAGAAAGUUGCAUGCAGAAAAGGUGGCCAAAGCCUUCUGGAUGGCAAUAGGAGGAGACCGAGAUGAGAUUGAAGGCCUUUCUUCUGACGAGGAGCACUAAUUCCCUCCAGGUCUGACUGACACCAGUGCCAGCACUGUGCGCCCAGAGUGCUUUCCUUCUCAACCGGGUCUGUUCUGUCAAGAUUGCCAUCAUAUGCCGGCCACCUGACUGGACUUUGGGGUCCCCUUAACUGAUCUUUUAGAAAGGAGCUAGGGAGAAAUCUUUGCUCCUGUAGCAUAAGUGACUGAGGAGUGAAAUAACAGCAUCGAGACUGUUAUUCAGAUCUCCAUUCUUUGUUUUGAGAGCCAAAGUUGAAUGAGUCUCAGAGUUCCAUGUUACAGGAGAGCACACGGCGGGCCCAGUGCCUCGAGGGCUGAGGCAGCCGGGCUUCAUAAGGAGGCCUGCUUCUCGGCUCCACUGCCAACAGUCACGCUGGCUGCAGGUCGGGAGCUCACGCUGUGCGCUGUGUCCUGUCACUGGUCCCCACCAAGAAUGCAGCUCUGACCUAAUGUGGACGUUGUGGAGAAGAAAGGAGCCAGCUGGAGAUCUGGUGUGUGCCUAGGGAUCGGGGGAGUAGGUGGCUCAUGGGCUUGUCUCUUAGCAGGUCCUUAUGGACAUUUUAAGGUCAGUGUCUGAGUUCCUGCCACAAAGAAGUAAAAGUCAGGUCUGCAUCUCUAAGAAACAGAGGCAGCGCCACCUGGGGUGGUGGCGCAAGCAUUUGGGGAGACAGAGGCAGGCAGUGAGUUUGAGGCCAGCCUGGUCUUCAAAGUGAGUCCAGUAGAAAAACCAAAAAAGAAAGAAAGAGUGGGGGGCAAAAGUUUCCUCCUGUGGGAAGGUAACCCCCUCUCCCCAGCUGCUGGACAAUGAGUUAGGGCCAAAGGAGUAUCUGUGUUGGCUCUGAGCGCACUGUGCUGACACACCGGCCUCCUUGCUCUUUUGACUGAGUGCUCUCCCUGACCACUUGAGGUUUCAGAGCUGGGUUGUCGCACUUUAUGCCCUGAAAUCAAGGCAAGUGUCCCCUUCUUUCUGCUUGGAAGCCAGGGGUCACUGUCAAAGCGCCAGCACCAAGCAGUGGGGACAGGUGAGCUCUCAACCAGCCAGGUCCUGAGCCAUCACUGUACUUAUUCCCAGGGCUCUGCUCUCUGCACCCCUCCAGGGCCCACCCCAAGGAAACACUUUGUCCUUCUUCCUGAGUUUCAUUUGAGUGGGUCUGCUCCAGGGGAGCACAAAGCAAAGUUUUAAAGGAAGAGAGGAAAGUAGAGCAAAAAAAGGUAUAAAGGGCCUUCUUCUGUCUUCAUAGACACUUCUGUGAGGCAGGUCCCGAGCCUCGUUCAUGGUCAUCAGUUUCUGAGCAGGUGCGGCCCAUGAUAGAGGUCCCCAUCAUAGGCUGAGAGCUGGUCUUGACUUAGUGGGAAACAUGGUUUAGGUCAUGACCAGAAACAAGACUCAUCUGCUCUGGGUACCACUUGUAGGACCUAAAACAGAUGCAUGCCCAGGCCAGAACCACCACAGGGAGGAGGCAUCAUCUCGGCGAUGGUAGCAUUCCAGUGAACAGUGGGUAGUGGUUUGCUCUGGGUCCUGCCACUCCUCCCCAAACACACACUGAUCUUACAGUCUUUGAGCGUGGGUUUACCACUACCCCAUUGGGGGACUGAUAAUUUGAGGUGAGUGCAUUGGCUACUGGUUAAGGAAAAUUAGGGAAGUUGGCUCUGAGUUGCCAGGAAGGUAGAACAUGUUUGUUUUUAAUGUAGAAGAUUUUAGAAACUAUAUUAGGCCAUGUGAUUAGGACAAAAUAGACUAGAAAAGGCUGUGGACUUGAUUUUGCUGACUAGACAAAGCCAGGUAAUUAAAAGAUGAUUUAUUUAUAAAGUC
Molecule: messenger RNA, 2865 nt
Organism: Meriones unguiculatus (Mongolian gerbil)
Lineage: Eukaryota; Metazoa; Chordata; Mammalia; Rodentia; Muridae
Gene: Aagab
Product: alpha and gamma adaptin binding protein
Exons: 10
Coding region: 103-1053 (316 amino acids)
Source: RefSeq, a predicted model, not a curated record